This is a messenger RNA of Helianthus annuus (common sunflower), 1365 nucleotides long. RefSeq names its product calphotin-like. The record is from RefSeq and is a predicted model, not a curated record. Lineage: Eukaryota; Viridiplantae; Streptophyta; Magnoliopsida; Asterales; Asteraceae. The transcript has a single exon. Bases 1 to 1365 code for a protein of 454 amino acids.
AUGCCAUCUUCCUCGGAUACCGGAGUGUCAGAUACGCUCGACCCUAUGGCGGUAGUCUCGGAUGAUGAGAUCCUGUCCGAGAGCGAGGUUUACACGUCAGACACUACUAGCACGGAUGAGGAUGCCUUCAAGCCGUUUGCUCUUCCUGAUUUUGGGAAUGAUAUUCCUCUUGCUGAUGGCCCUGUCGACGGGGACCUACCUCUUAUUCAGUUCCCUGCUCCUCUACCACUCGCCGCAGUUCCUCUCGAGGAUCUGCCAUAUGAUGAGUUCGCUGAUGAUGACAUCGAUUUGUUCCUAGAGGGUCCCCUGGAGGGUGACCAGGAUGGUGUGGCCCUUAUAGAUGCCGAUGUCCCUCUUGCUGAUCCCGUUGUCGACCCUGUUAUUCCCUUGGUUGAGAUUCCUGCUGAUAUGCCCAUUGCUGAUCCUGUUGUUCCUGUCGAGGCUCCCAUAAAGGAGGCUCCAUUUGAUCCGUUUGGUCCUUACUCAUUCGAGUCGGUAGCGUCCGCUUCACUGCACGCCCAGGGCGUACAGCACCACCCCUCCGACUCCGACUCAGACAUGGCGAUGUCUGUUACACCCCUCGUUCCCCACGACGUUGACCCAGAGCCAGAGGUCGAGUUUUUACCUGAUGAGCCUGCUCCAGUUGGUCCGGAGCUGGUCGUUGCUCAUGACCCCAUUGAUGCCCCAGCGGUUGCACAUUUGCCAGACCAUUUACCUGAGCCUGAUCAUGUCGAUAUACCAGACGUAGUACCACCUGUCAUUGUUGUGCCCGCCAUUGUACCACUGAUUCCGAAUGCUCCUGUUAUUGAUGCACCCAUUAUUGCACCGAUAGUACCUGUUUCGGCCCCUGUGCAUGCUGACCAUGCACCAUUUGCCGCUCACAUCGAUCCUCGUUAUGCUGACACCCGUAAUGGGUGGAUCGAGGAUGAUGAUGACUACCCACCGUUUGUGCUACCGGUCACUCCUCCUGUAGCACUUGUUUCCGCACCUAUCGAUGUCCCAUUUUUCCACCCACACAUCUCUGAUGUCCAUCGCACCGACCUUCCUAUCACAUUCCUCCAGGACAUUCCUCCACCUCGUCCUGGGGAGGGUUCGUCGAGGCAGCAGCCUGCUUUCGUUCCUCCUGUGUCAUCAUCUGUUCCGUUCAUAUCUCAGUUCCCUCACACUACACCAUCUUUUGUACCUUUGGGCGAGCCGUUUCUGUGGGCUUCGCCCAAUGUUAUGCCGUUAUCAGACCAGUACCACCCUUUUCAUGUGGGGUACACUACAGAGGACAUACUUGCAUCCCUGCAGCUACAGCAGGAUGCUCUAAGUCGUCGAGUCGGGGAGUUAGAGAGAGCUCCACGUCCUCCAUGUCACUGUUAG